AUAUAUUACAAUAUUAAAAGAAAUUGAUGUGUUAAUCCAAAUGGGGAUUUAACAUUAUCUAUCUCUCACAAUUGGACACCAAGCGGCCACGUCUGCAUGAACUGCUGACAAACAUUCUCCACAUGAUCAGUUUGAGGCUGCGAAAAGGCAACACCGCUCUCUAUUCUACCGCUGCUACCCCCUGCUACUCCCCAAUCGGAUUCCACCACCAUGGCCGCCGCCGCCGCCACCGUCGGCUCGUCCUUCACCGCUUCCACGCACUCCUUUAAGGGUUUACGGUCCAAGCACUGGCUCUCCGAUUCUCUCCUCGCAAUGCCAUCAACCCAAAUGUUGCCUGUCUUGUCACGCUAUCUGGCCCUUGAAUCGGCUUCGCUCCGAGCUUUCUCCGAGAAGUGGCGGCCGGUUCUGGGCAUCUCCGCCGCCGUGGUUCAAGGAGAACCGGCGGUGACGGCUGAUGCUGAAGAAGGUGUGGCGGAGGAGAAGGGAGGAGGGGAAGCGGUGGGUGGUGGUUCUCCGGUGGAGGCCGGGAGUACUAAGCUCUACUUUGGGAACUUGCCUUACAGCGUUGAUAGUUCCCAGCUCGCCGGCAUCGUUCAGGAACAUGGGGUCCCUGAGCUUAUUGAGGUUCUUUAUGACAGGAAUACUGGAAAGAGCAGAGGAUUUGCAUUUGUAACCAUGAGCAGUAUUGAAGAUUGUAAUAGAGUCAUCGAAAAUCUGGAUGGAAGUGCUUACAUGGGCAGAGUUUUGAGGGUUAAUUUCUCAGACAAGCCUAAGCCUAAGGAACCUUUAUAUCCAGAAACAGAGUAUAAGCUUUUCGUCGGCAACUUAUCCUGGUCGGUAACAUCUGAAAGUUUGACACAAGCUUUUCAAGAAUAUGGAAAUGUGGUAGGAGCAAGGGUCAUCUAUAAUGGGGAGACUGGAAGGUCACGUGGUUAUGGCUUUGUAUCUUAUUCAACAAAACCAGAGAUGGAAAAAGCACUUGAAGCUCUUAAUGAAGUGGAACUUGAAGGCAGGGUAAUACGUGUGAGCUUGGCUGAAGGAAAGCAGGCACAGGGGUAAAUGUAAAACUGAUUUACAAUGAGCAAACAAGAAACGGGAAGGAGUUUCUACCUAGGUAGCUGUAAACAAACAGACCGUAAGUGAUUGAAUCUUCUUUCUUCUUUCUUCUUUCUUGUUGUAUAUACCCCAUUUUCCACUUUUGUACCUCACGAGCGAAACUCAAUGGGAAAGUAUUUUUGGUCUGCGGCAAUUGUGGUAUUAUCAUAUCAACCCUGAUUCAAACUGAUGAUCCGAACACUAAAUUUUAAAAAUGAUUGUACAAUGACUAAGAAAGAAAUAAGGAAGAAUACUUACUGAGCUGUUGCUGCACGAACGCCGCAAA
Molecule: messenger RNA, 1381 nt
Organism: Momordica charantia (bitter melon)
Lineage: Eukaryota; Viridiplantae; Streptophyta; Magnoliopsida; Cucurbitales; Cucurbitaceae
Product: RNA-binding (RRM/RBD/RNP motifs) family protein
Biological process (GO): chloroplast rRNA processing
Cellular component (GO): chloroplast thylakoid membrane
Molecular function (GO): mRNA binding
Source: RefSeq, a predicted model, not a curated record